UAACCUUCAGCUGGAGCCUGAUUAGUAAACAACAGUUAACCAAAUAUCGCGAGAACAUUUAGGGCCUAUGUGAGACCACGGAGCGGAUAUCCGGCCUCUUUUCCGUGGCGGACCGUCGUAGGGCCGGUUUAGCAAAAUGAAGCUGAACAUCUCAUUCCCCGCUACUGGCUGCCAGAAGCUGAUUGAAGUUGAUGAUGAGCGCAAGCUGAGGACUUUCUAUGAGAAGCGUAUGGCCACUGAGGUGCCCGCUGACCCUCUGGGAGAUGAGUGGAAGGGGUACAUGGUGCGCAUCAGCGGUGGCAACGACAAGCAGGGCUUCCCCAUGAAGCAGGGGGUGCUGACCCACGGCCGUGUGCGCCUGCUGCUCAGCAAGGGCCACUCCUGCUACCGUCCCCGUAGGACUGGGGAGCGCAAGCGCAAGUCUGUGCGUGGUUGCAUUGUUGAUGCCAAUCUCAGCGUUCUCAACUUGGUCAUUGUCAAGAAAGGCGAGAAGGACAUUCCCGGGCUGACCGACAGCACCGUCCCUCGCCGUCUUGGUCCCAAGAGGGCCAGCAAGAUCCGCAAGCUCUUCAAUCUGGCUAAGGAGGAUGAUGUGAGGCAGUAUGUUGUGAGGAGACCCCUGACUAAAGAAGGCAAGAAGCCCAGAACUAAGGCUCCCAGGAUCCAGAGACUGGUGACGCCCCGUGUGCUGCAGCACAAGCGCCGUCGCAUCUCUCUCAAGAGACAGCGCACCAUGAAGAACAAGGAGGAGGCCUCUGAGUACGCCAAGCUGCUGGCCAAGAGGAUGAAGGAGGCCAAGGAGAAGCGCCAGGAACAGAUCGCCAAGAGGCGCCGCCUUUCUUCUCUGAGAGCAUCCACAUCCAAGUCAGAGUCCAGCCAAAAGUGAAAUCACAAACUCAAAUAAAGUCAUGUUUUGCUGAAAAAUUAACCUGUGUCAUGUAAUUGUUUUUAAGUACUUUGUGACCAUAGACUAAAAUAUUUGUAUGAUUGCAGGGUUGCCAGUUGAAUGAUAGUGGGCAAUUAAAAGGACUGAAAUCAAUGACAAAAA
This is a messenger RNA of Centropristis striata (black sea bass), 1048 nucleotides long. RefSeq names its product ribosomal protein S6 (gene rps6). The record is from RefSeq and is a predicted model, not a curated record. Gene Ontology annotation, cellular component: ribosome. NCBI's taxonomy places the organism in Eukaryota, Metazoa, Chordata, Actinopteri, Perciformes, Serranidae. Gene Ontology annotation, molecular function: structural constituent of ribosome. Gene Ontology annotation, biological process: translation. Bases 137 to 886 code for a protein of 249 amino acids. The transcript has 6 exons.